Molecule: messenger RNA, 1999 nt
Organism: Musca domestica (house fly)
Lineage: Eukaryota; Metazoa; Arthropoda; Insecta; Diptera; Muscidae
Gene: ytr
Product: U4/U6.U5 small nuclear ribonucleoprotein 27 kDa protein
Exons: 3
Coding region: 333-893 (186 amino acids)
Biological process (GO): RNA splicing
Cellular component (GO): precatalytic spliceosome
Source: RefSeq, a predicted model, not a curated record
UCACAUGCAAGGGAAUUCAGAGAUUUAUUCAGACAAGACAACAGACGAAGACGCGCGUGGAGUUUUUAGUAUAUUUUUAUUAGUUUUAAGUCCGUUUUUGUUAAACAAAAUUAAUGCCGGUGUCAUAGAAACUAUUGCAGGACACGCAUUAAUUAAAAGAAGAGUUUGGAAACACCGCCAAAGAAGAAACAAUACAACAGAAGAAGGCAGGCAGAACAAGCAUAAACAAAAGUAAACGUUUACCCAAACGGCGGCAAAGCUGAGCAGAGUCACAACACAACAACAACAAAAACCACCACCGCCAUCAUACAGCAAACGUAAACAAAAGAAAAAUGGGCCGCAGUCCCUCCCCUUCCCAUAGACGGCGUGAGAAAGAACGUUCGGAACGUAAAAAACGACGAGAACGUCGUUCAAGGGAACGUGAAAGGGGUGGUGGUACAACGGGUGCCGAUAGUGAUGUUGAAAUUGUACCCACAACCAGUAGUUCCGGCCGUAGUUUAAGAAGACGUUCGCCCCAUCAUCGUGAACGAGAAAGGGAUCGCGAGCGUGAACGUGAUCGUAGCCGCAGUCGCAGCCGGGGUCGAGGAAGACGACGUUCGAGAUCCCGUUCCUAUGGCCGUGGUGGCUCUAGCUCAGCGUCAACAUCAUCACGCCGCCGUGGCGGUACUGCACGCACUGAUCGUCCCAAAAUCAGUGAAGCCGAUUUAGAGGGAAAAUCGCCAGAAGAAAUUGAAAUGCUUAAAACCAUGGGUUUCUGUACGUUCGACACAACCAAAAAUCGCAAAGUUGAGGGCAAUGAUGUCGGAGAAGUACAUGUAAUCCUUAAACGAAAAUAUCGCCAGUACAUGAAUCGUAAAGGUGGUUUCAAUCGCCCCUUGGAUUUUGUGGCAUAGCAUUGCCAUUAUUGUUUGUAUGGCAUCCACAGAAUCACCAACACCACCACCACCAGCAUCAUGAUCAUCAUCAUCCUGAUGAUCACAACUACUCCUUAGUAGUUCUAAUAAUGUUAAUUUUUGUUAAAGAACAAAUUGAGGAUAAUUUUUGUGGAAUUGGAAAUAUGGUAUUUUCCAAUUAUGCAUUUAUUAUCAUUAGUUUGUCGCACUGUAACAAGAAACCUGCAAUUUUAUGCAAUAGACCGGUUUACAAAAUUUUACAAUUUUCUAACAGAAUCAAAAUUUCCACCACACCACACCUACCUCUCUCAUAUAUAUAGUUAUUAGUAAGACUACCUAUACAUAGGACAUUUUUUGUUUUGUAAAAAAGAAACUAACAAGUUGAGUUUUUGUUGCCAUAAAUGUUUGGUCUGUUCCCGAACUGCAAGAACGUAAAAGUUUUUUCCCUUUAUGAUAACGAAAAAAAAUUGUAAAAAUAAUAGAUUCUUGCAGAUUCUGGAACAGAGCAAAUGUUAUAAGCAGGAAUAGGAAUCUACUAUAAAAUAGAAAUUAAUAUGGAUUUUUUUUCAGAACCCUUCAUAAGAGAGUUUCAUGAAUAAAGUAACUUAACAGAGUUUUAAACAUAGAUUUGGUAUUGAAGGAAGAUCUGAGUUUACCCAUAAAACUAUCUGAUGAAUCUACAUUCUCUCCAAGCCAUACAUUAAAUUUUCCAAUCAGAAAUUCUUUGAUGAUACUAAAAUACCAAAACUUCUUGUAUUCGAAUGCAAAUAUCCUUGUCCAUCCAUAUUAAUUUCUGUUAACAACUAGGAGUCAUAUUUCUCGAAACUCAACAUACACACACCCUUACAUAAGACAACUUGUUUUGAAUUAACUGCUGUAUUCUGAAUACAAAUCCAAAAAAAGAAAAACCACAACAACACUACAUACCAUACAACAAACUCCCCCCUCCACCCCAACCCCCUACAAUAGACAGUUACAAACUUACUUACACCCCAUACACUCACCCACACAUACACACACACAACACUUUAUCCUCCAUACACUGCAAUAGUACAAUUUUUUGUUAACUAGAUUUUAAUAAAAUUGUGAUUUUUUAUUAAAUAUUU